AUGCAAAUGACGAAUCGGCCGCAAGUCGGUGGACAGAACAGCGGCGGCGAGCUCAAGCUUCACGUAAGGAAUCUGCCCCCCGAAUGGGGCACAAAGGAGAUAUUCGAAAGUCUGCGACAUUUUGGCUAUCUCAUUCGCAUCGAGGUUUUCGAGGACGAUGCGCAGAGGGCUCGCUCCCGCAAUGCGCGAGUGGUGUUCAGCCCGCCACCACCAUCGAUGGACUGGAUUCAUAAAGGUCUCGAUUUCGCCAAUGCCGUUGGUAACAAACGCCAUGUGGAGUUUGCAGUCUGUCCACCAGCGCAACCACGACGAUUCCAAAGUCCAAUGAAUGCGCUGCGAAGCUUCCCGGAGAACCUCAAAGUCACAGCAUCGCAGCUGGACUUUGGCGUGAUGAAGACGGAGGACAGCAUGCUUGUCCUUCACUCAAUGCAGGAGGGUCUGGUUACGCCCAUCGAAAUGGCUCUCAACCUCUCUCGCAAAGUCGUCGAUCUCAACUUUGCUCUCCCGGGUCUGGCAGAGAGUGAGGGAAGAAGGCAGCGAGGCAAGUCAUGGUCUUUCAAGAUCCGCAUCAAUAUCGCCCAAAUGCAACGCAUCGUCGAGAUGAAGAACGAACUCACAGGCCAGAGGGCAUGGGUGAUUUCGAUUGCACAGCCGCCCAUGAUCUACCGCAAGACCGACAAUGUCCGAGACACCCACGAACCCGGUGCCACUACCUGGACUGAAUGGCAAGCCUGGCUUCGCCAAACGGGGGUCGAGACGAGCGAGGCUUCUACCACGGACAUGAUUCAACUGCAAAAGACUUCGGGCAUUGAUUUCGGGAGAUGGUUGACUUACAGCGCCAUUUUCGACAAACCCACUGCGGACUCUGCGGCGUUAUUCCAGCUACAACAGGCUUUACAGGACCACAAUAUUCCCAUAUCAAAGGAAGCAGUGGUCAGCUUUGAUCACAAGACUCCCGAUCUCCUCUGGACUUGGCUCGAUAACCCUGUCACGGUUCUCGCCGGUGCUGAGACCGCUUCGACUGCUUCGGAGAUGGCGCUGAUGGCGACCGAGACGAUUCAUCUGCCCUUCCGCAUACGAUAUCAACUCGAAGUAUGCAUAAGCCAAGGCAUGCUGCACGAGUGCAACAUUCACAAAGACUUCUUGACAAAGCUAGGCUCCAUGGACGUCGAGCGAGCAGUCAAGUUGCUGGAGAAGGUGGCCGAUGAGGGAGAGCGCUUCUACGACACCAACACCAUCUUCGCACGUCUAAUGAACAAGGUCAGCGUGGUGCGCAAAGAGCCGCCGUGGUACUACGCAAUGGUCAGAGCCGCCAUCAUCACGCCAACCACCAUCUCCUUCACGACUCCUGUCUUGGAGACGUCAAACAGAGUCAUCCGCAAAUACCACCAGCAUCAAGACCGUUUCAUCCGCGUCAAGUUCACAGACGAGAAGUAUAAGGGCCGAGUACAGUCCUUUGGCGACGCAGUCAUGAACGAAGUGUUCACUCGCAUCAAGCGCACCAUGACGAACGGCAUCAACGUUGCCGGCCGCCACUACGAAUUCCUCGCUUUCGGAAAUUCCCAGUUCCGCGAGCAUGGGGCUUGGUUCUUCGCCUCUACCAGCGAUCUGACGGCGCAGAAGAUCCGUGACGAGCUUGGAGAUUUCGAGAAGAUCAAGGUCGUCGCAAAGUAUUGCUCCAGAAUCGGACAGUGUUUCUCCACCACACGGGCUACGAGAUGGACCGUCGACGACGAAAGAAUUCCCGACAUCGAGCGCAAUGGCUUUUGCUUCAGCGAUGGCGUGGGCAAGAUCUCACCCUUCCUCGCGCGAAUGAUUGCGCAGGAGCUGGGCUAUCCGAGCUCGAGCGAAGCUUUCCCUUCCGCUUUCCAAUUUCGGCGAGAAGGGCACAAGGGCAUUCUCGUCGUUGACCCUUCGCUGAAGAAGCAUACCAUCCAAACGCGGCCGACGCAAGAGAAGUUCUUUGGAGCCCGGCAUCACGGCUUGGAGAUUGUGCGUGUCUCGCAGUUCUCCACGGCCUACCUCAAUGUCCAGCUGAUCUUGGUCUUGUCUGCGCUGGGCGUGGAAAACAAGGUCUUCGUGGGGAUGAUGCGGACCAUGCUUUCGGAUCUGGAGGAGGCGAUGCUCAGCGAGAGGAAGGCGGUUGAUCUGUUGCAAAAGAACAUCGACUAUAACCACAUGACGGUGCAACUGGCCGAGAUGAUCGCCAGCGGCUUCAUGGAGACGAAGGAUCCCUUCACCAUUUCGUGCCUUCACUUGUGGCGAUCUUGGAGUCUGAAGUACCUCAAGGAGAAGUCUCGUGUAUUUGUUGAGCAAGGGGCUUUCGUUCUCGGCUGCGUUGACGAGACGGCAACGUUGCGAGGGCACUUUGAGAAGCAGUCUGGAUCUGAACAGGACGACAGAAGCCUUGAGAAGCUACCACAGAUCUUCCUGCAAAUCGAUCCCACGUGUAAAGGCAAGUGGAAAGUGAUUGAAGGCGUCUGCAUCCUCGCUCGCAAUCCCUCCCUGCACCCGGGCGACAUCAGAGUCGUUAUGGCCGUAGACGCCCCAGCACUGCACCACAUCAAAGACUGCGUCGUGCUCUCUCAAACCGGCGACCGCGAUCUCGCUAACAUGUGUUCCGGCGGAGACCUGGACGGAGACGACUACCUCGUCAUCUGGGACCCAGCCCUCCUCCCAACCGAAUGGAACCACGCCCCAAUGGACUACACCCCUUCCCCGCCCCUGAUGAGCAAAGACAAAGUCACCGUAGACGACAUGACCUCCCUCUUCGUCACGCACAUGAAACACGACCUCCUCGGCCCCAUCGCCGUCGCGCACAAAUACCACGCCGACGCCCUCGAAGCCGGCAUCAAAGACCCCAUCUGCCUCGAGCUCGCCCAGCUGCACUCCAUGGCCGUCGACUACGCCAAAUCCGGCGUGCCGGCGCAAAUGCCGCGUCGUCUCAAGGUCAAGCGUUGGCCGCAUUGGUGCGAGCCGAAGAACAAGUCACGCGAGAAAGUGUACCAUUCGAAGAAAAUCAUUGGCCAGCUUUACGAUGAAGUCGAGCGCGUGCCUUUCCGCGCCGCGUGGCAUCUACCCUUUGAUCAACGCAUGCUCUGUGCAUACACUCUCGACGACGCGGUCCUGCAAUCCGCGCGCGAAGUCAAAGAAGCCUAUGAUGCGAGCAUCCGCCGCAUUAUGAGCAAAUACGGCAUCGGCACCGAAUUCGAAGUGUGGAGUACAUUUGUACUGGAGCACAGUGAGGAUUUCGGGGACUACAAGUUUGCCGAGACGAUUGGGGAGGCGCGCGCGGCGCUCGUAGACACGUAUCGCAAGCUGUGCUAUGAGAAAGCCGGCACAGAUGAUAGGGAGAAGAUGGCUCCUUUCGUUGCGGCCAUGUAUACCGUCACCGCGGAGGAAGUCGGCGCCGCAUGGAAAGCAGCCAGGCAAACAGUCUUGAAAGGUGGGCGAUGGGUCCCGGUGCGCGAGCCCGGCUUCGGGAAUAUGCCUUUCAUGUCGUUCCCUUGGCUCUUUGCCAAAGAGCUGGGGGAGAUUGCGAAUGGGCAGAAGAAUCUCAAAAUGGAGGGAUCGGGGGCUUUCACUGCGCCGCCGAGCAGGAUGUUGCAGGCGGCGAAGAAGAAGGUGUUUGAGAAGGUGUUGGGCGAGGGCGUUGUGCUGGAGGAGUUGGGGGAGAUGGUGCUGCCGCUUUCUUCUCGACGCCCGGUUGAGAUGAAGACUGGCUUUGAGAAGGCGGAGGUGGAGGACAAUGGCGACGUAUCCGACGGUCUUGCCAUCUCGACGAUCAAGGAAGAAGAAUUUGGUCUCGCCGCGCUUUCCGAGAUCGCAUCUGAAGCGCCAGUGGGACAACAAGCAAGCUCGCUUGCUCCCUGCACUACUCCGCCGCCCAGUGUCGCUCACCGCUCAGCGAAAAUGGACCUCAACGGCACGCAUCCUCCCUUUGCCUCUCCAGAUAUGAAGUCCGUCCAGCCAGCGCUCCCGCGGAAGGCAUUGCCCGUCGCAAACCCCGAGACAGCGAGGCAGGAGAUGCAGCCUUCGCAAUCACCACCCAUCCCCGCCGCCGAGACCAAUGCUUCUGUCAACGAGAAGGAAGAAGGCAACUCAGAUGCCGAUGAUGAGCUGGAGGACGAAUAUGAGGGGGAAAUAUUCAUCACCAUCGACACGAAACCAUCUGCGCUUGAUGCUUUGGCGAGGAUGAUGGAAUUUUGA
Molecule: messenger RNA, 4209 nt
Organism: Neohortaea acidophila
Lineage: Eukaryota; Fungi; Ascomycota; Dothideomycetes; Mycosphaerellales; Teratosphaeriaceae
Product: RNA dependent RNA polymerase-domain-containing protein
Exons: 1
Coding region: 1-4209 (1402 amino acids)
Biological process (GO): siRNA processing
Cellular component (GO): nuclear RNA-directed RNA polymerase complex
Molecular function (GO): nucleic acid binding; RNA-directed RNA polymerase activity
Source: RefSeq, a predicted model, not a curated record